Arachis ipaensis is the source of this 2006-nucleotide messenger RNA. Lineage: Eukaryota; Viridiplantae; Streptophyta; Magnoliopsida; Fabales; Fabaceae. The record is from RefSeq and is a predicted model, not a curated record.
UGUAUUGUCUAUGUCGAUCAGUCUUAGUCUAGAAAAAAGGAGUGACGCGGACCGUGAGACAGUUAAUUUUGUACUCAUGACAUUUGAUGCUCUUCGAAGAAGGCUAUUGCAACUUGAAGAAGCCAAGGAAUUGAACACGACUGGUGUUAUCAAGCGUGCAGAUUUAGGAGCUAGCAAUACUAUGACACUCAGGGGUUCGAACGAACCUGAGAAGGAGAAUAGGAGUAGUGCCUGGGAUUGAGAUUGGUGACAUUUUCUACCUACGAAUGGAGUUAUGUCUCGUGGGCUUACAUGGACAGACAAUGAGCGGAAUCGACUAUGCGACUAUGAAAUGUGAAUCUCAGGAGGAACCUUUGGCUCUAAGCAUUGUUUCGUCUGGAGAAUAUGAUGAUGAUACAGAGGAUAAUGAUAUUUUGGUAUAUAGUGGUCAGGGUGACUUCCACAAGAAAGAUAAGAAUGCAACUGAUCAGAAGCUUCAAAGGGGUAAUCUUGCUUUGGAUAGAAGUUCACAACGGCAUAAUGAAGUAAGAGUCAUCCGUGGACUGAAAGAUGCUACUAACAAAAGCACAAAAAUAUAUGUUUAUGAUGGUUUGUAUAAAAUCCAAGAUUCUUGGAUAGAAAAGGGGAAGUCUGGUGGUGGCAUUUUUAAGUAUAAGUUUGUAAGAUUGCCUGAACAGCCCAGUGCUUUUGCUGUUUGGAAAUCAGUUCAGAAAUGGAAAGAAGGCACCCUUUCAAGGAGUGGUCUUAUUAUUAAAGAUCUCUCUUCAGGAAUCGAGAGUAUUCCUGUAUCACUUGUCAAUGAGGUUGAUAAUGCAAAGGGUCCUGGUUUCUUCACUUAUGUUCAUUCUCUCAAAAACCCAAAACCAUUUGGUUCAAUUAUGUCUUCUGAUGGAUGCAAUUGUAACAAAGCAUGUGUCCCGGGAGAUUUGAGUUGCUCUUGCAUUCAGAGAAAUGUUGGUGAUUUUCCAUAUAUUGCAAAUGGUUUUCGAGUAAGUCGGAAGCCACUGGUUCAUGAAUGUGGUGAAUUAUGUCUUCCGAAUUGCAAAAAUCGAGUGUACCAGUCUGGUUUAAAGCAUUACAUGGAAGUGUUCAAAACGAUGGAUCGAGGGUGGGGUCUUCGAUCAUUGGAUCCUAUUCGUGCUGGUACUUUUAUUUGUGAGUAUGCAGGAGAAGUUGUUGACAGAGCCAAGUUAAGUGUGAACGGGAGGGAAGGAGAUAAUGAGUACAUAUUUGAUACAAGCCGUAUUUUUAAACCUUUCAAGUGGAACUAUGAACCUAGCUUACUGGAAGACGGGGCUUCAAGUGAUGGCAAUGAAGAUUAUGAUAUACAAUCCCAUCUAAUUAUAAGUGCCAAAGAUGUUGGGAACGUGGCUAGAUUCAUGAAUCAUAGUUUUUCUUCCUCUUUCUUUUCACUUUCUCUCUCAGCAGUUACAGCUUCAAACUUAUGUUGUUGCUUGGUUGGUUAGAGACAGAGAAGUGAUGGUUAUUAAGAGCUUCCUGAACGAGGUUCUCGAGUUCUUCAGUGAAUUAAAUUUUUGAAUUGAUGGGUUCUUUGUCAAAUCUGUAAAUUUGGGACAAUUAGAGUUUAGGAGAAUUUUUCAAUCUGUAAUUCGUUGGACUAGGGUUUUGAAAAAUUUUUCAGGCUUAGGACAAUUUUUCAGGGUUCUAGAAAGUGAGAGGGUGCGUUAGGGAGGGAGAUUUGAGAAAAUUAGAAUAAAUUUGAAGUGAUUUGGCGAAUUUUCACCUAUUGUUGUUUAAAUUUAAUUAUUGAUUAUAUCUAAAUAAUUAGUUUAAAGAUGCUGCCAUCUCAGCAAAAUAUAUUGGUUAGUUCAGCAGUAUUUUCGUCUGAGAUGUGCUUUGGCAAGCUUGAGGGCACGCUUGUCAAAUUUUAAAAUCAUUCAGGGACUAUUUUAUUAAUAACAAAAGUCAUGUACUAUUUUGUCAGCAUCAGAAUCUUUUAGGUAUCAAUUUGGUAUUUACCUCUUAAUAAAAUUCUCUAUUUUUGA